UACUAUCUCUCACACUGUCACACAGAGCCAGCAGCCUCUCUUUAAUUUGUCCUUCACCCCUAUGCCUUACAGUUCACGCCAAACGCCUGCUCUUCCACUGCCACCCCGCCCCCCCUUUGUGCCAUAAUAAAACCACACACAUACUAACCCUCUCUCUCUCUCUCUCUCUUCUCUGUGCAGAAUAUAUCCAUCUCUCUCUUCUGCACACUCACAAACAUAAUGCAGUGCUGCACUAGUACUAGCACUUGCAUUAUGUAUGCUAUAAACAUCCUACGCUGCAGGAUAAUCCCUCCGGAGGAUCAUUGAGAAACAGUUACUACUACACAAUUCUCAUGUUGUUGGUCCCUUGGUACUCCUUUAGCAGUCAGUGUUGAUGAAACGUUUCUCUUAGGCUGAAGCAGCCCCCACCAAGUCAACUGGACUCUUCUUCUGCUGCUUUUCCGGCAUCUGAAGUUUCUCUCCGCACCACUCGGGUGGGCGUUACUGCUUACUGGCUUCUUUCAUCCAUUGUCUUGCAAUAUUGUCAAGAAACUGAAAAGAUAGAAGAUGAAGCUUCAUCUUUUUCUCCAAGUUGCAACUUCAGCUGUAUAUGUGCUUCUUCUACUGCCACUCCCGGGAGCAGCCCUCAGCAAUGAAGGAAGAGCUUUAAUGUCCAUUAAAGCAUCAUUCAGCAACGUAGCCAAUGUGUUGCUGGACUGGAAUGAUAUUCAUAAUGAAGAUUUCUGCACUUGGAGAGGCGUGAUAUGUGGCAAUCUUACCAUGUCUGUUGUUGCUUUGAAUUUGUCUAACCUGGAUUUGGGUGGCGAAAUUUCAAUGGCCGUUGGAGAUUUGAGAGGCUUGCAAUCUCUGGACCUACAGGGAAACAAGCUAACUGGUCAAAUACCUGAUGAGAUUGGCAACUGUAUCUCUUUGAUCCUUCUGGAUUUAUCUAAUAAUCUGCUUUCUGGGGAUAUACCCUUCUCGGUCUCAAGGCUCAAAAAGCUCGAGUUACUGAACUUGAAGAUCAAUCAAUUGACAGGUCCCAUCCCCUCAACUCUUACACAAAUUCCAAACCUGAAAACUCUUGAUCUUGCGCGAAACCAGCUUAUUGGUGAGAUACCUAGGUUGAUCUACUGGAAUGAAGUUUUGCAGUAUCUUGGUUUACGCGACAACUCAUUAAUUGGAACGCUCUCCCCUGAUAUGUGUCAAUUAACUGGCCUGUGGUACUUUGAUGUAAGGGGUAACAAUUUGACUGGAACCAUUCCAGACAACAUUGGUAACUGUACAAGCUUUCAGAUCUUAGAUAUCUCAUAUAAUCAGAUAACUGGGGGGAUCCCUUACAAUAUUGGAUUCCUACAAGUGGCUACUUUGUCUCUGCAGGGAAAUAAGCUAACCGGGAAGAUUCCGGAUGUAAUUGGUUUGAUGCAAGCCCUUGCUGUGUUGGAUUUGAGUGACAAUGAACUAGUUGGAUCAAUCCCUCCCAUUCUUGGGAAUCUAUCAUACACUGGAAAGCUGUACCUUCACGGGAACAAGCUCACAGGGCCGAUUCCACCACAGCUGGGCAAUAUGUCAAACCUCAGUUACUUGCAACUGAAUGACAAUCUUCUGAUUGGUCAAAUUCCAGCUGAACUUGGAAAACUGGGGCACCUUUUUGAACUGAAUCUUGCAAAUAAGAACUUUUUAUUUACUACUUGCUAG
Coffea arabica (coffee) is the source of this 1677-nucleotide messenger RNA. The record is from RefSeq and is a predicted model, not a curated record. Lineage: Eukaryota; Viridiplantae; Streptophyta; Magnoliopsida; Gentianales; Rubiaceae.